UAUUUUAAACCUUUGAACUUUUCUUUGCAGGGUCUCUCCUUUUUUUGUGAGUCAGACCUUAUUUUUUCUCUCGUUAACCCCAUCUUCGCGCAUUUUGUCAUGGGUCUCAAGUUGUUAUUGUGCGUUUCUUGUGUGUUUCUGUCGGCUGCGAAUGGUGAGAUUGAAGCCGAAAAUGGAGUAUUGGUGCUUAACAAAGACAACUUCCAGACCGCUAUCACGGAACACUCGCACAUUCUCGUCGAAUUCUAUGCCCCAUGGUGCGGACAUUGUCGUGCACUCGCGCCGGAAUACGAGAAGGCUGCUCAAAUUUUGAAAGACGAAGGUUCUGACGUUGUUCUUGCAAAAGUUGACGCGACCGUGGAGCAAGAUCUUGCCAGUGACCAUGGUGUCCGCGGAUUUCCUACGCUCUUUUUCUACCGCAACGGGAAAUCCAUCAGCUUUUCCGGUGGGCGUCAAGCUGCCGACAUAGUUAGCUGGGUGCAGAAAAAGUCAGGUCCUCCUGCAAAAACUCUCGAAAGCGCGGAUGACGCGAAAAGCUUUAUCGAGAAGAACGAAGUCGUUGUUCUUGGAUUCUUCAAAGAUCUCGCAGGCUCUGCUGCCAAAGCAUUCGUGGAAGCUGCUGCUUCGAAUGACGAUUACCCCUUUGCCAUAACCGACUUGCAGCAAAUCGCCGACGAGCACAAAUUGUCCGAGAACUCCGUGAUCAUGUUGAAGAAGUUUGAUGACGGAAAGGCCCUCUUCGAAGGAGAAAUCACUCCUGAUGCCAUCGUCAAGUUCGUAAGAACCAACGCUUUGCCAUUGGUCGUUGAGUUCAAACAAGACACUGCGCAGAAAGUUUUCGGUGGCGAUAUCAAAUCUCACGUUCUGAUCUUCGCUGGAAACAAGGACGACAAAACACAAGCACUCAUCGAAGGAGCUCGGGAAGUUGCGAAAGAAGUACGAGACAGGAUCCUCUUCGUGCAUAUCGACACAGACGAAGAAGAGCAUAAACGAAUCAUUGAGUUCUUUGGAAUGAAAGAUUCUGACAUUCCCGAUGUGCGAAUCAUCAAGUUGGAGGAGGAUAUGUCCAAGUACAAGCCAGCUGAGAGUAUCAAGGACACGGAGAGUCUCAGAGACUUCGUCGCGAAAUUCCUGGACGGUUCGUUGAAGCCCCAUCUUCUCUCCGAAGAAAUCCCAGAGGACUGGGAUAAGCAUCCAGUCAAAGUUCUCGUUGCAAAAAAUUUUGACGAAGUUGUUUUCGACAAGGAAAAGGACGUGUUGGUUGAAUUUUAUGCACCUUGGUGCGGACACUGCAAGCAACUGGCCCCCAUCUAUGAAGAGCUUGGGGAAAAGUACAAAGACAAUGACAAGAUUGUGAUUGCCAAGAUGGAUGCCACCUUGAAUGAGCUCGAGCAUACCAAAAUUCAGUCAUUCCCGACGAUAAAAUUGUAUAAAAAGUACGACAACAAGAUGGAAAAGCCCGAGGAAGAAGAAACCGCCGGCAAGGAUGAGUUGUGCGUUCCAGGUUCAGUGCCUCAUGCAAUGAAACGCGACGAAGGACCGAAGGUUGGUGACAAUGUACUUCCAAUGCCCUGGUUUGGCAUGGACAUCGGUGGCACUCUGACAAAGCUAGUGUAUUUCGAGCCUUGUCCUACUGUUGAAGAUCAUGAGAGCGAAAUAAUAGGCAACAUACGACGUUACUUGACGGCUUCCUCUACAUACGGCCUUACUGGUCACCGCGAUGUGGAGUUACAGUUGGAAGUUUCUAUUGCUAAUCGGCAGGGAAUGCUGCAUUUCAUCAGAUUUCCUACCAGUGACAUGGUUACAUUUUUAGAACUUGCGAAACGUAAAGAAUUGGCGAAGACAUCCAUUUUGCUUUUUGCCACUGGUGGGGGUGCGUACAAGUUCGAAAACGCUUUCCUCGAGGAAGUCGGCCUUCAAUUGGUUAAGCUUGAUGAACUCGAGACGCUGACGAGUGGGAUUAUUUUCAUGGAAGAGCACAAUCCGCACGAAUUGUUCCAUGUUUGCGACGAAAAUUCCAGUCCGGGUUCAUGCCCGUCUGCUAAUACCAAUGCGCAAGAUGAUGACGUUGCUUCAAGUGAAGCCAUUUUGGGCUUGAAAGUGAAGUACGAUUUUUUACAACCGUAUCCGUUCCUCGUGGUGAACAUCGGCUCCGGUGUGAGCAUUCUGAGUGUGCGAGGAAUUGAUUCACUUGAGCGUGUAUCCGGUAGCAGUCUUGGUGGAGGAACAUUCUUCGGUCUUUGUUGUCUUUUGACGGGCUGCAAGUCGUACGAAGCAGCAAUUGAACUUGCCGCGAAAGGUGAUAGCAACAAGGUGGACAAACUUGUCAAGGAUAUCUAUGGGGGUGAUUACGAGAGGUUUCAGCUCCCUGGAAAUGUUGUUGCUGCAAGCUUUGGUCAGAUGAAUUCAGAAGUCAAAAGAGAAAGCGUCAGCAAAGCGGACUUGGCUCGGGCUACUUUAGUUACCGUCACAAACAAUAUUGGAUCCAUUGCGCUGAUGGUGGCCAAGAGUGAGGGCAUUGACAAAGUGUUAUUCGUUGGAAAUUUUUUGCGGAUUAAUCCCAUAUCGAUGAAGUUAUUGAGCCGCGCAAUGGAUUAUUGGUCGAACGGAAAAUCAAGAGCUUUAUUUCUUGAGCACGAGGGAUAUUUUGGAGCCAUUGGGUGUUUGAUUGAGAGCGUAAGACGAUCCGGAUGGGUCUCCUGAUUUUAGAAUGCUUUCUAGAGAGGUUGCAUUUUGAAGUUCUUCAAGUUGCGCGAUAUGUUCAAAGAACCAGUGCCUUCUCUGGCUGCUAUAUAUGCAGCAGGUGUUGGUACUUCAUGCUCUGGUAUGGUUCCUGUGGUAGUGACGGAUCUCGAAUACACACCAGUUUUCAUUGCCGA
Molecule: messenger RNA, 2879 nt
Organism: Notodromas monacha
Lineage: Eukaryota; Metazoa; Arthropoda; Ostracoda; Podocopida; Cyprididae
Source: the annotation of a GenBank genome assembly